AUGUUGCAUAAAAUUCUUGGAAAGAUUGAACUGUUAGAUGAUGAUAAAGAUACACACAAUAUAUAUUAUUUAGUUCAAUGGAAUAAUUGUGAUGGGCCAAUUACUGUUCAAAACAUUAACUUAUUAUCUGAGUACAUUAAGAAAUACGCUGAAUUUGAAAGUAAAUCAACAUUGAAUCAUUUUUGUGAUAAAACUAUGUUUAAUACACUUAGUAACGAGCAAGUUGAAUUUUUAAUAAGUCAUCUUAUGAAAUAUUGUAAUGAUACAUCUUUCAUAGAGGAUGAUACUGAUGCUGUUGAGGUACCUCAAAUGUCCAUUGAAUCUUCCUUAAAUAAAGAUAAUGAUAUAUGUUCUAAUGAUAGUAAAUGUGGUGAGAUGUCUCAUUCAGAAGGUAUCAACGAAAUUUGCUGUAACAAUGAUGAUAAUAUUGAGAAUCCAGUUAAAAAAAAUAGAUUAUUUAAUUUUUCUUAUGAUGAAAUUUUCCAUAUUGUUUUUGGAGAAAUUCCAAAUUCAAAUAAUUACAUUAACAAUAAUAUGAACGAUUUUGAUAGAGAGUACGGUAGCAGUAAUUCAUCAUUUUUAUCUGAAUGUAAUCUUAAUGAAGAAAGAGCAUUCUCUUUGGAAGAUUCUUUUAGUCUUUUUGAACAAAAAAUUAGCAAUAUGAUUAAUAAAGAUAAAAAUAAAUUAAAUGGAAAACGUAAUUGGAAUACACUUGAAUUGAUUUCUUAUGUUGUGCCAAAUACCGAAGAUGGUUACAUUGGUUAUGAUACAGUAAAUAAAACAUUUGAAAUAAUUGAAGAUCAUGAGGUACCAGAUUCUCAAAGAUUUAAAAUUAAUGAACUUGAAGAGAUUACAAAAAUAAGAAAAUAA
Molecule: messenger RNA, 870 nt
Organism: Strongyloides ratti
Lineage: Eukaryota; Metazoa; Nematoda; Chromadorea; Rhabditida; Strongyloididae
Exons: 3
Coding region: 1-870 (289 amino acids)
Source: RefSeq, a predicted model, not a curated record